CAUAUUAACCCAACUUUAACUUAAAAGUUGUAUUUUGAUUAUGCCGAAUUUCUUUUUCUUCCUUAUUUUCUCUGUAAAAUCUAUCUGUAAAUAAUAAAUAAAACAGAAACCCAGAAAUUAGAAAAAAUGGCACUACUCUUAAGAACAUGGGUCAAAAAUUAUGGAAGACGAUGUUGUAUAGAAAUCAGUCAUUCAAAAUACACCUGCCUUGUAAAUACAAAAAUUACCGAGAAUAAAAUUAAGGUGACGACUUGCCUGCAAAGGAGAAAUUAUUCAUCCAAACAAACUCCACCAAUUUCAUCGUCAAUUGAAAUUUACUCGGGCAUUUUAACUCGACAAAUUCGUAAUAUUAAAGUAUUUUCAUUAUGCACAUCAUGCCUCGGCAUAAUGGCACAACCGAUAAUUUAUCAAAAAAUGGCACAGAGCAGUGGUUUAGGAACAAUAAUUGGUGUCUCAGUAUUUUUCUCUCUAUUUGCAAUAGGAACGCCACUACUUCUUAAUUUAAUAACAAAAAAGUACAUCACCCAUAUCGAAUACGUACCGGAAGAGGAUAAAUACGUCGCAUCAACGUACACAUUAUUUUUGCAAAAAAGAAAGUUGAACUUCGAGCCAAAGGACGUUUUCGUCCCGGACGUCCCAGGAAUGUUCACUUCGUGUUUAAUAAAAAAAACACCUCUAUUCAUAACUCCGGAAUCAUUUCAAGAUUUACAUCACUACAAACGAAUAAUGGGCUACGACAAGCCAAUUGAUUUAAAGCUUGAAACUCCGUUAAACAGUGACGAAAAAGCCGCCGAACCUAGUAAAUAAUAAACAGAGGAAUUAGUUAGAAAUAAAAAAACAAAUCGUUUGGAAA
Molecule: messenger RNA, 853 nt
Organism: Leptopilina heterotoma
Lineage: Eukaryota; Metazoa; Arthropoda; Insecta; Hymenoptera; Figitidae
Product: transmembrane protein 70 homolog, mitochondrial
Exons: 3
Coding region: 127-807 (226 amino acids)
Biological process (GO): mitochondrial proton-transporting ATP synthase complex assembly
Cellular component (GO): mitochondrial membrane
Source: RefSeq, a predicted model, not a curated record